Nylanderia fulva is the source of this 3021-nucleotide messenger RNA. Its product is annotated as pyruvate dehydrogenase phosphatase regulatory subunit, mitochondrial-like. NCBI's taxonomy places the organism in Eukaryota, Metazoa, Arthropoda, Insecta, Hymenoptera, Formicidae. Gene Ontology annotation, molecular function: protein binding. Gene Ontology annotation, cellular component: mitochondrion. The record is from RefSeq and is a predicted model, not a curated record.
AUAGAACGCAUCUGCAUUGGAGAACGCAAAAAGUACAGAAAUUUUCCUGACGGAUGCGAGGAGGAUCUCGCACACGUUCUAAAAUAUUCUUUACUCAAUUUGAAAUAAAGUUUUUCUGAACAGCAUCGCGAAAAAACACGCCUUGCAGCAAAUCAUUCGUUAGCGUUUAAUGUUAAGGCGAAUCUCUUCAAGAUGUGCAUGUUCGUCAUUCGAGAAGAGAAGUACGAAGGGUUCUAUUGGAACACAAUACAUAACCUGCAGGGAUGAGACUGCCCUACGGUGCUCGUCGGCAUAUGCCGGGCGUAAAUUGUCAAGCGGCGAGAAGAGUUAUUCGUCUGAAAAUUCCUCGCAAUUACCGUCUCAAUCGCAGAUCGUCAUCGCCGGUGCGGGAACGGUCGCCAACUCGGUUGCCUAUCACUUGGUACUGAAUGGAUGGAACGAUGUUCUUGUUUUGGAGCAAAAUACAAUUGGCAGUGGAUCCUCACACUUUGGCUCUGGUACACUCGGACUCUUUAAACCAAUUUCUCGCAGGAACCUGAUCACAUAUAGUAUCAAAUUAUAUCAACAGUUGCAAGACAUGGGCCAUGAUAUAGGAUUGAGACAGCGUGGUAGUAUAAAUUUGGCACAAUCCAAGGAUAGAAUGGUAGCUCUUAAAAGAAGAAUGGCUUAUAAUAUACCAACUGGAUUGCAUUGUGAAAUAUUGGGCAAAGAAGAAUUGAAAAGAUUACAUCCUUAUUUACAUGUUGACGAUUUAGAAGGAGCAGUUUUUGUACCAGAAGAUGCUGUUGCUAAUCUAAGUGCAAUUUGUGAAGUCUUAGCAAAGCUGGCAAAGCAAGGAGGAGCACGAUAUAUUGAACAUUGUUAUAUAGAAGAAGUAAAGACUGAGAAAGGGGCUGUUAAAAAUGUUAUAACUGAAUAUGGUAGUGUUACUUGUGAAUAUUUUAUUAACUGUGCUGGAAUGUGGGCUCGUGAGUUAGGAUUAAGAUGCACACCACCUGUCAGAAUUCCAGCAUAUCCUGCGGAACAUUUAUAUGCAAUUGUACCACCUUUGUCAUUAAAGAUUAGUACAUCUCUGCCAUAUGUACGAGAUUUUGACUCGUACUCAUAUAUGAGAGAAUGGCAAGAUGGUCUUUUACUUGGUUGGUUUGAACCUAAUGCAAAACCUGCAUUUGGAAGCGGUCAAGUACCUUCAAAAGAUUGGACAAAACAUUUGAAAAAUGAUUCAGCCCAUUGGCAGCCAUUAUGGGACAAAGCUAUACAUAGAUUACCAAUUUUAAAAGAAGUGGAACAGCCAAAUAUAUAUAAUUGUCCUGAUAAUUUUACUCCAGAUGGUAGAUGGAUAUUAGGUGAAAGUCCGGAAGUAAAAAAUUAUUUUGUUGCUGUUGGAAUGAAUGGCAAUUCGUUGCAAGGUGCUGGUGGAAUUGGUAAAGAAAUCGCUGAAUCUGUAAUAAAUGGUGAAUCUACACAGGAAGUGCUCCCAUUUAAUGUACAAAGGUUUCUAGAUUUGCAUAAUAAUAAACAAUAUCUACAGCAAAGAAUGAAGGAAGUGGUCGGUCGAAAUUAUGCUAUAUUAUAUCCUCAUCAAUCUGAAUACAAAUAUGCUCGUAAAUUACGAUGCUCGCCUUUGUAUUCUGUUUUGGAGGAACGUGGUGCAAUUUUUGGCAUAAAAAUGGCCUAUGAGCGUCCACUUUAUUUUGAUUCAACGUACAGACGAGGACAGAAAAAGCCGAUUAUGCCAAGAGGUAGUUUCUAUAAACCAAAAUUCUUUGAUUUUAUGAAGGAAGAAUUUCAAGCAUGUAGAGAAGGAGUCGGGAUAAUAGACAUGAGCUCAUUUUCAAAGAUUGAAAUUAAAUCUAGUCAUGGAAAGGUAGUGGAAUAUUUACAACGAUUAUGUUCUAAUGAUGCUAAUAUAUCAGUCGGCGGAAUAGUUCAUACAGGAAUGCAAAAUGAAAAAGGUGGUUAUGAAAAUGAUUGCAUAUUAGUACGACAAAGCAAAAAUAGUUAUUUUAUGGUCUCACCCACAUCACAGCAGACACGCAUUUAUCAGUGGAUGUCUAGGCAUUUGCCGACAGAUUAUUUGGUAUGUCUUAACGAUGUGACUUCAAAAUAUACAGUAAUCAAUGUAGUAGGUCCUAAAGCUACUGAGUUGCUUUCUGAGUUAUCCAAUUCUGAUAUCAAUCUUGCACCUUUUACUUAUAAGGCAGUAAACAUUGCAUACGCUUCAGAUGUUAUGGUAAUGGCAUUCACUCAUACGGGUGAACCUGGCUAUUGUCUUUACAUACCUUCAGAAUAUGCACUACACGUUUAUUCAACAUUAAUGGCUAUAGGAAAAGAUUAUGGUGCGAGAGAUGUUGGAGUUCUUACACAACGUUUUAUGAGGAUAGAGAGAUUUAUUCCAUUCUGGGCUGAAGAAUUGACACCAUAUGUGACACCAUAUGAAGCUGGAAAUGGCUACAGUGUAAAACUGAAUAAACAAGACUAUUUUAUUGGAAAAUCUGCUUUACAACAUCAAAAGAUACAGGGAGUCACAAAGCGAUUAGUUUUAUUUGUACUUGAUGGUAUGGAUUUGAACAAAGAUGUAUGGGCAUGGGGUGGUGAACCGCUAUAUCGAAAUGGUCAAUUUGUUGGUACUGUUACAUCAGCUGGCUAUGGUUUUGUAACAGAGAAACUCAUUUGUCUUGGAUUUAUUAGUCUCCCUGGAGUAAAAGAAAAGCAAGAAACACAUGUUAUUACCACAGAUUUUAUAAUGGAUCCAACAGCUUUUUAUGAAAUUGAUAUUGCUGGAACUAGAUUUCCUGCUAAACCACAUAUCCAGCCAUUGCCUAUACCAGUAUUAAGUAGUAAUUUAAAUCAAAAAUAUAUUCCUACUCCAGUUAUUUCGUAUCAAAGUGAUGUUUCGUGUUCAAAAUAAUAUUUUAGUCAUUUUGUGCAAUUUUCAUCUAUCAAAGAUUUAAAAAACAAAUGUAAACAUGUGUAGUUCUGUGUAAUAAAAGUUAUAGUUUAUAUGGUAUGUUUAAAAAA